UUACAAGAUCUUUAUGGUUCAUCGACUGUCAGGUGUUGUUGCCAUGACAACCCAUAUUGUGAGUUUUUUUUUAUGCUCUUGAGACAGACAGACAGACGAGACGGCAACAGCGGAAAGAAAAGAUUGGUUUAACCUUCUGCCAGACUUCUAGCUAAAUAAGCUCCAAACUGAAAGUCUGAUAUGGAGGAGACUGCUACGACGGAGGAAGCCGUGGAGUUAAAAGCCUCUAGCGAGGCCAUCGCCUUUCUGUCCAGCAUACAGGCUGCGGAGAUGCAGCGGUGUCUGUUUGAAGACUCUCUGGUGACAGUGUCCGAGGGGGGCAGAGAGCUGGGAGAGUUUAAGGUGACUGUGGAGAGGACCAUUUGCAGGGAGCAGCCUUGCCUGCUGCUGCAUGCACACAGCCAUGGAGCUAUUGACAACACUCCCUGUGGUACAGCCAUCACUGCCUACCUUUCUUUGAACCUGGAGACCCUGGAGCAAAACCACCACGAGUACGUCAAGCUUCAGGACCACCGAUUGGACAGGAAGUGUCACAUGGUCCAGCAUGAUGGACAGCUGGUGGUGAGCAAAAUCACCACUGUGGGAGAGGAGAUUAGGAGGCAGACCAUGUCGUACCCUCUGUCCUCUGUGAAGGGGUUAGUGUCCGAGGGCUCUAACCUGCUGCUGCUGAGGGUAUUCGCUCUGAGGAAGAAUGUCCCGGAAAACAUGACCUUCCUCUCCUUCGACCAGGACACACACAUAUCCACCUCCACAUAUAAGGAGCUGGGGUGCAGGCAGCAGACGGCGGGAGAGGAGGUGGUGGAGGUGUUUGGGGUGGAGAGGACGGUCGACUCGGUGGAGGACAUCCCAGCCAUGUGGCACUGCUACUUCCUGCCUGACGGGCAUCUGGCUAGCCGAGUGCAGGUGGGCUCUCCUGUGACCAUGAGGCUAUUGCUACUCCCGCUCCAAACACACACAGAGGUGAGGGAUGAUAAGCCUGUGUUUGAGAAGAGGUCUCUGGUCUGGGAGGAGGACAUGCAGAUGCACUCCAUGUUCCUGGACAGAAAGGAGGAGUUGAAGGCGGAGCAUGCCUCCUACCUGCGGCAGCACCCGGAGCUCCGCACUAUGAUGGCUGACUUCCUGCAGUUUUUGUUACUACGGAAACCGAGCAACAUAUUUGUGUUUGCCCGCGAAUACUUCUCCCCAUUCGCCUCCCUCCAGCCCCCGGGGAGCACCUUCAACACCUCCUCACCCUGAGGAUGCGUCUCAACAGUAUAAAUAGCUUCCUCUCCACUGAUCUGAGACACGUAUGGGAUAGGUGUAAGCACUGUGAUGUAGGCUUGCCGUGCCUACUAGAGAUUUGAAUUCACUUGUCCAAUUAUUUUAUGUCAGUUCAGAUGGAGGAAAGGGAAUGAAGAGAAGAAGCCUCUUGAGAUUCAGCCCAGUUCUCUUUAAUAGGUUCUGUCUUUCAUCUUUUUUUCUUUUUUUUGCCCCUUUUUCUCCCCAAUUGGUAGUUACAGUCUUGUCCCAUCACUGCAACACCCGUACAGACUCGGGAGAGGCGAAUGUCGAGAGCCAUGUGUCCUCCGAAACACAACCCCGCAAAGCCGUACUGCUUCUUGACACAAUGCCCGCUUAACCUGGAAGCCAGCCGCACCAAUGUGUCGGAGGAAACCACGUACACCUGGCGACCGUGUCAACAUAUAUGCGCCCGACCCGCCACAGGAGUCACUAAAGCGUGAUGGUGACGCGAUUGUGCACAGCUUCACGGGUCUCCCGGUCGCAGCCAGGAAUCGAACAAGGAUCUGUAGUGACACAGCUAGCACUGUAAUGCAAAGCCGUAGACCGCUGGGAGGCCCUCCGUCUUUCAUCUCUUGAGGGACGACUGAACUAUUUAUUGGUGGUUUUUGCAAUAAGGCAGAGCAGUGGUUAUGAAGGAAAUAAGAUGAGGAAAGGGAGCACUUGUAAAUUAUUGGGACAUAGAUAAGGAAUUCCAGGAGCUCAUUUUCAGCUGUGUGUGUGUGUGUUGUCAUUUUAAAUUUCAAUAAAGCCUAAUGUUUUAUUUAAGCAAAAUGUGCGUUGGGUUAAUUACGUUUAAUAUAAAAAGGCCCUAUAUUCUCUGUACCCGGAAGAGAGAUGACUUGACAAUUUGAGAGUACAGAGUUUUUUCAAUGCGUCAUGUUACUGUAGAACUAAUGAGCGUGCAUUAUAAUGACGUACUGAUACUCCAAUCUUCAAACCGAAAGAACAGGACAGCCCGUCCAAGGAGUGCGGUGGCAGCGAUAUUUCGCCCCCCCAAAUAUAUAACCUACAUACGGUAUAUUGCAACAGUUGUGUGAAUAGUCUCCGCGGUUUUCUUAUUAAGUAUGUUCUGUCAGUGUCUCAUCUACUGACUACGUGGUGGUUAGUACAUUUGUAGAAAUCGAACCAAGGUGAGUUUUAUCCGCUCUUUUAAAACGUUAUUUUAUGUCGCUUCUCAUGACAACAGUCAACGGCUGUAUUACUGUUGAAUGACACGUAUAUUUGAUUAAACAUGCUGUAAACAUUCUUUGCGAAUUACGAUGUUUGUCACUAAAAUUACAGACAGAGAGGAAGAGGCGAAGCGAGAGGUUUCACUCGACAAGAUAUGUUCAAAAUAAUCCCAAUGCGUUUUAGAGGUUUAUUUUGGGCCUAAAUUUGUCGCCUGCCUUACCGCCUUUGGGACAACGACUCACAUUUUUAGUGCGGAAACGAGUAUUUCGUCAUUAUAUAAAUAUCUCACAGACACCGUACUUUCCAAGUCUGCGCUUUCCCGGUGCGGUGUUUGUUGCUUAUGCCAACAUGAAAUGUUGCUGCUUUGUUUCUCUGACAAAGUGGCGGUUGGUGCAGUUUAAGAUGGAGGAGGAUAUUUUUUUUAAUGAGCAUGGCCUUAUUUAUAUUUGUUAUAUAAAUAAUCUAAUAUAAAGCGUUACUAGCAGACCAAAGCUCUGGUUAAACCGGAUGCCCUCAGAUAACUGGGCCCAGUGUCUUCAGCCAAGUCUAGAGCCUGUGUGCAAUAACAUGAUUAUCCGAAGGACACACAGCUGCCAUCACGCAAAAACUACCCCCCUAAAACUACCCCCUCAGCUCUGUUGUCUCACCACCCCAGGAAACAAAGAUCUUCCAUCGCAAGAACACAUACACCCAGCCAUAAAACUGACCCCCUCUGCUCUCCUGUAUCAGAUUUCCUGACACACAAAUACCUUCUUGAAUGAACACACACCUUACUCCCCCUCUACUGGUCGGGUGCACAGAACAAGAAGACUCUGGUGUGCACAAAUGGGGCUCCUGCUCUGGCAAGAGCAGGUCCGCCUCCAACCCUUUCGGGACCAGUCAGAAGAACAACAGGACAAGACUCCACCUACAUAUUCCAUGUAUAAAACCUGCUGUGACCAAUGUCUAGCUCUCUUUUUCACCUGACUCCUUAUCGGGUUAUAUGAACUAGAUCCGUGCACGUAAAACUGCAGUUCAAGAUAUCUUUGACCAAUAAACUGCCUUUUUGAUACACCUGA
This is a messenger RNA of Oncorhynchus keta (chum salmon), 3509 nucleotides long. RefSeq names its product ciliogenesis associated TTC17 interacting protein (gene catip). Bases 181 to 1236 code for a protein of 351 amino acids. Lineage: Eukaryota; Metazoa; Chordata; Actinopteri; Salmoniformes; Salmonidae. The record is from RefSeq and is a predicted model, not a curated record. The transcript is spliced from 10 exons. Gene Ontology annotation, biological process: cilium organization; actin filament polymerization.